AUGUCGUCUGCUCGCCACCUGGAGGGAGCCGACGUCACAGCGCGCGGAGUUGGGUGCAAGGUUCCCGUGCUUGCAGAACGUGCUUGUUGCAAAGACAUACCAUCGCUGUUGGCAGUGUUGCCUCUCGCCGCUAACCAAUCUUUCAAAACGGCGGGGACACGUACACAGUGCUGGAGGCGAGCCCUCCCCUGCUUCCAGUCUGGAGCAGACGACCCGGGGGUGGAGAAAUGCGAGGCCUACUACCGCUGUGCCACCGAGAGCAAUAACGAGUACCUCAUCAGAUGGCGCUGUACGGGCGGAGGGGGCGUUGGCGAUUUGCCAGGAAACACUACCAUGUGCGUGCAGCCUAGCCCGGAUAGAAACUGUGCCCCUCCUGUCGUCUGCCCGAGUUCACAAUGGCAGACGGCAACAGUCCAUCCUCACACACCUUUCCCCACCGAGAUCGUGAUCGGCGGCACCCUCGGCACGCUCUCCCUCAUCGCCAUCGUCUUCAUCAUCAUCGCCGCCGUCCGGAAGUGGCAGAUCAAGAGGCGACAGAGGUUUAAGCACCCACACCAUCGCCCCAUCAAGAAGACGCGGCUGGUCCCCUGGUUCGGAGAGCCUGUCCUCGCCUACGACAUCUCCGUGAGAGACAAGGUCUACAGAGCCUACGACAACUACGCAACGGACGUAUACUACCCGGCCGCCCACUCAACUCCACGUGCAAUGCGCAUGCACGGUUACCAUGACAACUCAAGUGACAACGCCCUGUGCACGAUGGGAGAGGACAGCCAUUACGAGCCAUCUAUCAUAGCGGGCAGCUUCGUGUAUCACCCGCCGUCCAACCUCCCACCCCACCUAGUGCCGGACUACAACCAAAACCUUUCCUACGACAGCUUCAAGAACGAGCACUUGUACGAGAACAAUACAAGAGGGGUGGUGAGCAGCACCCUCAACAACCACCACCAGCCCCCCGACUUCUACCUGUGACCCCCGGGCUGUGCUAAGUAUUGUGACAAUGUGACAAUUGUGGGUUGUUCUGACAGCCACCAUGCAUCUCAACCUGACAGAUGGCAACUUUCGAUGCUUGGCAAUACGUGUCAUCUGUAACAAAAUGGCGCUGAUAUAACGCGACUGUGAAUUCCCGGAGCUGCUGUUCCUCUCAGCAACUGUUUUCGGAACGCCAUAUUCCCGUAGAAAGUGAGUGAAUAUGGUUUUUACGCCGUUUUUCGCAAUAUGACAGAAACAUCACGGCGGGUACCAAAAAAUGGUUCAAACAAAGGUAGAAUGCACCCCGAACCAUUUUUGGAAAGAUUAGGUACACCAGAACCAUUUUCGGAGAAAGUCAGGAACUGGGGCAGUUCGCAACAACAGCCGCGGGUUGGUCUAAGCGCAAACGUACAGAGCGACUCAACAGACAGCUGAGAGACCACGAGACAGAUGUCGACGGGAUGGUUGACGUGUCGUCUGCUUCAAAUCGUAACUUUUAGCGCUGGGGACAUGUUUACAGUGUGUCCUGAACAAACUAUGUUGACCAAGCACUAAUAGACUGCUAUGAUGCAAUACAAGGGAAACAGUCGGGCAUGUGAGAUAUUGCAUGUGUUUAUAAGACUGAGAUACGUUUUUGCCAAUGGUGGUUGAACGGACUCAUGUGUGGCGCGCGCGUCAUCAAGCUACAAGCUCAACUAGGACGUAUGUGUGUAAAUACGUGUGUAAAGUAUUAAUGGACUACAGCUAUACUACAGACUUGCCUGACAGCUUUACUAAGUCCCUGUACAUAGACAGCAAAUAUACUACAGCCUUGCCCACAAAGGUUGAUACUACAGCCCAACAGAGACGGGCGG
Messenger RNA from Haliotis rubra (blacklip abalone), 1823 nucleotides. RefSeq lists its product as uncharacterized. Lineage: Eukaryota; Metazoa; Mollusca; Gastropoda; Lepetellida; Haliotidae. The record is from RefSeq and is a predicted model, not a curated record. Bases 1 to 969 code for a protein of 322 amino acids. The transcript has 5 exons.